AAAUAUUUUAGCCUAUAAGCUGUUCAGAAAGAUUUUUUUUAAUUUUAUUUUUUUUUUAGAAAUUUUACUCCUGCGUCACAUACACACUUGGAACUUCCCAGAGCAGGAAAAUGAGAUUAUAGUGACACACCUCUUUUAUCUGUGGUAUCUUUUUUUGUUUCUUCUUUGUUCCCACAACCAUGCCAUUGUGUUGCUGUUGUGUUAUCAAUGACUUGAGGUGUAAAUGUACAUAUAACUUAAUAUUGCAUCUUUAAAGUUUAUCACACAUAAUCUACAAUGUUAAGCAAAAAUGUUUUACUUCUUUCGGAUUUCAGUUUGCAACCCAGGAACUAGAAAUAAGAGAUUUCUACAUUAAUAUGAAUAUGUGCAUUUUCUUCAUUGAUCUCUCUGUUCUCAGAUCUUAUAAGAGCUGUAGGUUCACAAUCCUGUUGAUUCCCAAUGGCAGACGGUCUGCCUUCAGGAUUACUGGAAGCUUGUAUCGUUGUUGGACCUGCAAAUGAUAAACUGAAGGAGCUGUCCCAGUCUUUGCUGCAGGUGAAUGGAAGUCCUCUACCGCUGCUGGAUCCUGAGGUCCUACAGGUCCAUGCACCUCCAUUUGUGUCUAAAAAGAGUCUCAGUGAAGCAGCUGAGACAAACUUCAACCAGACCCAGCAACAGUGCUUCUUCGUUAAAAAGAAAAAUGAUAAGCCUGGUUUUAAGGUUGGAAACCCCACAGAAGAAACCACAGAGAAUGUUAGUGUUCCCAAAGACCUGGAUCUGGUGGCUCUGCCACAACUCUGCUUUCCAGGUGGGCUUCAGAUAACUAAGGAGCAAAAGGAUGAACAAUUUCACUUUCUAGUCUUUACUGACAUGUUUGGAAACCAGUCUCAUGGAGUAGUUCUCCAGUACUAUAGAGCAAUAGAGGAAGUGAUGCAGAAUCGACAUCAGUUCUUGUACAAGUCUCCGCGACUCUACAUUGCUUAUGCAAUAUGUGUUAUUUCAAAACACCCAUAUUACAAUGCACUCAAAGACUGUCUGUCUAGCCUCUUAUUUCAGCUCAAAAUCUGUCAAAUGACUGAUAUGGAAGAGCGAGUGAGGGAGUUCUCUGCUAAACUGGCUCUAAUCCCACUUCCUCCUCCUGGUCAGCUGUAUGUGAUGUUCACCUUACGACCUCUGACGAUUGUCCUUCCAUCCAGAGAAGAUAAGUGUCAUCCUGUUAUCGACAUGGACUUACAUCUUCCACUCCUCUGCUUCAAGUCCAGAGAGCUGCUGCAGAUCAUAGCCAGUAUACUCACAGAGCAGCGUAUGGUGUUCUUUUCCUCGGACUGGGCCAAACUGACCCUGAUCGUAGAGUGUCUCAUGCAGUAUAUUUGGCCCCUGCACUGGCAUCACCCACUGGUGCCUAUACUGUCUCAACAUAUGCUUGACUUUGUUAUGGCACCGACUGCUUUCCUCAUGGGAUGCCACAUCAGCCAUUAUGAAGAUGUUGCCGAGUUAACUGAUGACCUGAUUCUGAUCGAUAUUGACGAGGGAACAGUGUCCUGCUCUGGCUGUCAUUACAUUGAUGUCCCUGACACCCCGCAGGCAGCUGCUCAGCGUUUCAAGUGUCGAAGGAAAGGUCUUCAGUUACACUAUGACCUGGAAGUGGUUCAUCAGAGAAUCUGUAGCAAUCUUAAUGAGCUGCGGAUGCAGAAAAAGCGCUGGCAACACAGGCUCAAUUUGGAAAUACAAAACAUCACCCUGGAGCUCAUCGUUAACAUGUUUAGAGAUGUUGGUGAUUACCUUAAUAAGGAACACAGAGUUUUUAACACUGAUGAGUUUCUGAAGACCAGGGAGCCAGGCGACCAGCCAUUUUAUAAAAAGGUCUUGGAAACACACAUUUUCCACUCAUUCUUGAAAGAACGUCUGAAUGGAAAAACAGAUAAAUUUACCCAAAUGGAGCUUAGUACUCAGACAGAAGACCAAAAAUUGAGUAGAUCGAUGGAUUACUCACGCAGACCCACUAUAAAGGAAAUAGUUUUGCGAAAUGGUUCUGUAGACAGCGGUAUGAGUAAACACUUGGGCUCAAGUCUCCCUGACCUGGACACCAACAAACACCUGAGUGUCCUCAAACAGAUGUCUCCAACUAAGAUCGUUCCUGAUAUGCCUAUGAAUAUACCAGUCAGGCCAUUCAAGAUCUUCCAGCUUCCAGAAUUCCCUUCUUCACCAAACUACCCCAACAUACUCCAUUACUUUGGAGAUCUUAUCCUCCAGCUGAACAAAGUCAUAUCAGCCACACCACCUCAGGAUUCCUCCCUGCUAGCAAGAUACUUGUACCUGCGUGGCCUCAUUAACAUGCUGAGUUCUAAGCGAUUGGAUGCCCUCACCGACUUCCAGAAUCUCUACAAAACAGAUAUUGAGAUUUUUCCUGGAGAGCUGGUGAAGACACUGGUGGACUCUCUGCAGAAUGAAGAGAAAGUCCAGGCAGAGAAGAGACCUGAGCUCAAAUGGCUCAUCUGUCAGGUGAAAAACAAUGAAAAGAGCGAGCAUGAGGAAUCAGACUAUCAUGUGAAGAAGUUUGAGCUGCCCAAGAGCCCUAUGCAGCUGGAGGAGUUUGUGAAGUGCACUCAGCAGUCUGGUAUUGUGCGGGACAUGGCCACUUCACAGAGAUUGUUUGAAGCACUCACUGACAGUGGGCCGAAGCAUAUUCAUCCAGAGAUGUUCAGAGUGUUUUAUAACAUCUGGAAACAGGCCGAGGCAAAAGCACAGGACAUUGACCUGCCUGCUGAGGUCCUGGAACGCCUAGACAACAGUGAGUGUGUGUACAAGCUGUCCAGCUCUGUGAAGACCAGUUAUGGCGUUGGUAAAAUUGCCAUGACUCAGAAAAGGCUCUUUCUGCUGACCACAGGCAGAUGUGGAUACAUUGAGAUUACCAAGUUUAGAGACAUUGAGGAAGUAAAGAUCUCCACUGCUUCAUUCCCGCUUUUGAGGAUCCCAUCUCUAAAGAUCAAGAACAGCCUAAGGAGAGAGAUAUUUGAGGCUAAUUUAAAAUCUGAGUGUGAACUGUGGGUCCUGAUGGUCAAGGAGAUGUGGGCUGGGAGAAUGAUGGCAGACAACCAUAAGGACCCCCAGUAUGUGCAGCAGGCACUGACCAAUGUCCUGCUUAUGGAUGCAGUGGUGGCCUGCUUACACACACAGAAGGCUGUUUGUGCUGCCUCCAAAUUGGCCUAUUAUGAAAAGCAAAGACAACAAGUCCCCAUGAUCAUCCCCAGACCCACAGCAGAGGCUCUGAAACACAAGAUCAAUCCGUCCCAGAACAUGACGAACCCUCAGUCUGUCGAUGUCUUGCUCUACACUCCAGGCCAGUUAACUUUCCCAGACAGAGAUGUGGAUGGUAACCCUAUGCUCUGGUGUGCUCUCAGCUGUGGGAAAGUGGUCGUGUUUGAUGCUGUCAGUUGGUCCCUGAAGCAAAACUGCAUUCAUUUAGGAGAAUCUCGACUGAACUGCAUGAUGGGAUUGGACCAGGAGCAGGUGUGGAUUGGUUCUCAGGACUCUGUCAUUUACAUAAUCAACACUCUCAGUAUGCUAUGCCAUAAACAGCUGACUGAGCACCGUGGAGAGGUCACAGACUUCGCCCUGGAGAAACUGAAACCUGAGAACAGAUCAAGCAAGCGCAGGUGUAUUCCUGUAGUGCAGAUGGCACUGUGAUCAUCUGGGACGUCCCUUCUCUGAAGGUGAAGAGGCAGUUUCAUCUGUCCUGUGACAGACUGCAGUCCAUUCAAGUUUACAGUGAUGCCUUGUGGUGUGGUGCUAGGGAUUGUGUCAUGAAGCUUAGUCCCAGUGGAGCUCUGCUUUGUAAGAUUUCUCUCCCAGAUGAAGUAAAAGCCACAUCCUUCAGCAGGGUCGCACUGCUUAUGGAG
This is a messenger RNA of Cyprinus carpio (common carp), 3878 nucleotides long. RefSeq names its product DENN/MADD domain containing 3b (gene dennd3b). The record is from RefSeq and is a predicted model, not a curated record. The coding region runs from base 439 to 3666 and encodes 1075 amino acids. Gene Ontology annotation, molecular function: protein binding. NCBI's taxonomy places the organism in Eukaryota, Metazoa, Chordata, Actinopteri, Cypriniformes, Cyprinidae. The transcript has 21 exons. Gene Ontology annotation, cellular component: cytoplasmic vesicle. Gene Ontology annotation, biological process: regulation of Rab protein signal transduction.